AUGUCUGGAUUUGUCCUUGGUACCGGAUCAGGUGUGCUUGCUGCCGCCGCGGUCUACUACACUCUGUCUACUCACUUGACAGCCACCACCGCAUCCCUCAGAUCAGAUCUGCAUAACUCCUCCGCCCUCCUGAACCAUUCCUUUGACCCUGUUACACCACCAGCCCAAGCCGCCCUCAUCGGACCUUCAUCUUCCUCGCCUGCCCCACCUCCCUUCUCCCAAGUCCUCCGCCAGCGAUGGAACGACACCCUUACAUCAUUCGUCGGCAGUGCGCGUCAGACAGACUGGCAGGUCAUCGGCCAAGAGGUCGUGGAGGCUGGCCGCGGCGUCGUGGAGAAGUUUAGUGAGAGCGGUACGGCCGAGAAGGCGGAAAAGAAGGUGGAUAGUAUCGUGGAUGCUGUCAGAGAGAAGGUCGGGGAUGCUUUGAGCCCCGCACCCAAUGUUCAGGAGAAGGCGCUGGCCCUCGAGAAGCCUCUUGAAGGGAUCGACCUGCAUAAAGACAAGGUCGGCACUGUGGGUGGUGUCCAAGAAGAGUUGAAGAAAAAGGUCGCCGAGGCCAAGGGGCGAAUGGUCUAG
Cryptococcus wingfieldii CBS 7118 is the source of this 576-nucleotide messenger RNA. RefSeq lists its product as hypothetical. NCBI's taxonomy places the organism in Eukaryota, Fungi, Basidiomycota, Tremellomycetes, Tremellales, Cryptococcaceae. The record is from RefSeq and is a predicted model, not a curated record. The transcript has 2 exons. Bases 1 to 576 code for a protein of 191 amino acids.